AUGGCCCGAUUCGCGAGGUUGCUGCCCAGCGACCACGCAGCGGUAAAGCCCAGAUGUGACGAUUUUGGUAUUAUUGUUGAUUUUCGCUCUGGUCGGUGGACUGGACACUGGACCAUCCACUUUGGUGACUUGCCAUGGCAACGUGCGACGGCGAGUAUUCAACAGACCUCGAUGAAGCUGGAGUGGGUAUUCACGCAAAUUGCACGAUGGGGUCUGCGGAGUCGAGAACCACUGGAUGAGACGGGAUGGUCCGUCCGUCGAGUGCGCUCCGUUUCGUGA
Molecule: messenger RNA, 279 nt
Organism: Penicillium diatomitis
Lineage: Eukaryota; Fungi; Ascomycota; Eurotiomycetes; Eurotiales; Aspergillaceae
Exons: 2
Coding region: 1-279 (92 amino acids)
Source: RefSeq, a predicted model, not a curated record